AUGCUUUUAUUUACUCUUGGUGUUCGGCCAUCGAAAGGGGCUGACGGUUCUUCUAAAGCUUCUAAAGCUCCAAAGAAGAUAAAUCAAGCUGAGAAACCACCAACUAUGGAGGAGGGUGUUACAAAAGAAAUUAUUCGUUCGAAAUCAGGAAUUCUCAAGCAUACAAAGAAACCAACGAAGAAACCCAAUGAUUCCCCAGUUAAGCAAUCUGUUCAAGAACCAGAAAUCAAAACUACUGAGCAAACACAUGUUGAUUCUUCACGAACUCAUUCUUCUCAGGAGGGUAUCAAGAAGAUUUGA
Lactuca virosa is the source of this 300-nucleotide messenger RNA. Lineage: Eukaryota; Viridiplantae; Streptophyta; Magnoliopsida; Asterales; Asteraceae. The record is from the annotation of a GenBank genome assembly.